Messenger RNA from Leguminivora glycinivorella, 3033 nucleotides. It is a transcript of the gene Ir93a, whose product is annotated as ionotropic receptor 93a. The transcript is spliced from 20 exons. Bases 484 to 2940 code for a protein of 818 amino acids. NCBI's taxonomy places the organism in Eukaryota, Metazoa, Arthropoda, Insecta, Lepidoptera, Tortricidae. Gene Ontology annotation, molecular function: signaling receptor activity; ligand-gated monoatomic ion channel activity. Gene Ontology annotation, cellular component: membrane. Gene Ontology annotation, biological process: monoatomic ion transport. The record is from RefSeq and is a predicted model, not a curated record.
AGCUGGACUCACCUCGAAGUGGCAAACAAGUCUGAUAUCAUUGAGACAUCUUUCAGCAAACGGAGCACCUUUUUUCCUUAGGGGGUUAAGUGUAAAUAUUUUGGGAGGGGUCCGAUAUCUGAGACAUUUAUACAUUAAUUAGUUUUGACAAAUUAUCGUCGGUGACACCCGUCUUCUAUACUAGACUAUAACUACGAGUCAACCUGUUUUGUUGUAACUUCAGAAACAUCUGAAUUUCCUAGAGCGGGAAAAUAGUAGGUAAGUAAUCUUUUAGACACAGCCUGUAUUACACCUUACUCAAUAUCUUAGCCGAUACCUCUGCCAUUCAGUCUGUAGGUCCUCCGCGUGAAAUGUUACCAUGCCCACCUGCGCUCAUUACGACUAAUUAAACCCUUAAUAAUAACUUGUCAUAAUUACAAAUUAUAGUUCAAACCAUGGUAUCAUUUCUGGAAGGGCACAGUUGUGGGGCACUUGUGUUUCAAAAUGCGGAUAUGGGUGGUAUUGAUAUGUAUUGUGGGGGUAAGAGGAGAGGAUUUUCCUUCGUUGAUAACAGCAAAUGCUUCUAUUGGGUUCAUAGCAGUCUUCAGCAUAGCGUCAUGUCAAGACACCUGGUCUCUCUUCUCCCGGACAGAAGAAGAAGAAUUGCUGUUAUUCGCGCUGACAGAGGUCGACUGUCCACGUUUGCCACCAGACUCCGCAAUAACCGUCACGUAUACAGAUCCAGGCCAGGAAUUGCCUCAGCUGUUGCUCGAUUUGAGGACCACAAGAGCUUUUAACUGGAAGUCCGCUGUGAUCUUGCAUGAUGAGACUUUGAAUCGGGAUAUGGUAUCCCGAGUGGUGCAGUCACUCACAUCUCAGAUUGACGACGAAGACGUCCCGACCAUAUCCGUCACAGUCUUCAAGAUGAAAUACGAGAUCAACGAAUACCUGAGACGAAAAGAGAUGCACAGAGUCUUGUCGAAGUUGCCUGUGAAACAUAUAGGUGAAAAUUUUAUAGCAAUAGUGACUUCCGACGUGAUGUCAACGAUGGCGGAAACUGCCCGAGACCUGUUGAUGUCGAACACUCAAGCGCAGUGGCUCUACGUAAUCUCAGACACCAGCAUCCGUAAUUCCAAUCUGUCCGGCCUAGUCAACGAGCUGUACGAGGGCGAGAACAUCGCUUAUAUAUACAACAUCACUGAUGACAGAGAAAAUUGCAAGAACGGGCUAAUGUGCUUUUCCGAAGAGAUGAUGAACGCGUUCAUCUCAGCUCUGGACUCGGCCGUUCAGGAGGAGUUUGACGUGGCAGCUCAGGUGUCUGACGAGGAGUGGGAAGCCAUCAGACCCACGAAGAUGCAGAGGAGGGAUACACUGUUGAAGCACAUGCAGCAACAUAUAGCGGUGAACAGUGCAUGCGGCAACUGCUCCACUUGGCAAGCCAUGGCGGCCGACACCUGGGGCUCUACAUACCGCGGCUACGCGCAGGACAACACGGCUGCUCCUGAUAACGACACGAGCGGGGCUAUACAGAAGAUAGAACUAUUGCAGGUAGCAUACUGGCGUCCCAGCGACGGCCUACGAUUCACAGACUUCCUGUUCCCUCACAUCGUCCACGGCUUCAGAGGAAAAGUGCUGCCGAUCAUAACAUACAACAAUCCACCAUGGACAAUUUUGAAGGCCAAUGAAUCAGGCUCAAUAUCCAGCUACAGUGGUCUCAUAUUCGACAUCGUCGAUCAACUGGCUAAGAACAAGAAUUUUACAAUGAAACUUAUAUUUCCUGGGGAUUUGAAGGACGUUUUAUCUAACAAAACUGUGACUAAUGAAAUGUAUAGCCAAAGUGCCAAGUUGACCAUAAUGGCCGUAGCAAGACAGCAAGCAGCAUUCGCCGCUGCUGCCUUUACAGUCUUGUCUGAUAGGAACCCUGGUAUAAACUACACGAUUCCGGUGAGCACUCAGUCGUACGCAUUUAUUAUAGCGCGUCCACGGGAGCUCAGCAGAGCUAUGCUGUUCCUCCUGCCCUUCACUACUGACACUUGGCUGUGUCUCGGCUUCGCAGUUAUCUUAAUGGGGCCCACUUUGUACGUGGUGCACCGUCUCAGUCCCUACUACGAGGCCAUGGGCGUCACGAGGCAAGGAGGCUUGGCUACCAUUCACAACUGCCUGUGGUACAUCUAUGGUGCUCUCUUGCAACAAGGUGGUAUGUACCUUCCCCGGGCAGAUAGCGGUCGCCUUGUCGUCGGCACGUGGUGGUUGGUCGUCCUGGUGGUGGUUACCACUUACUCCGGCAAUCUGGUGGCGUUCCUCACUUUUCCUAAGCAGGAGGUGCCCGUGACCACCGUGUCGGAGCUGCUAGAGAAUCGAGCCCUUUAUACUUGGUCUAUUAGCAGAGGCAGCUACUUGGAAUUCGAGUUAAAGAACUCGGAUGAGCCAAAGUAUGUGUCGCUUUUGAAGGGCGCCGAACUCACUUCAGAUUCUUCUGGCCUCGAGGGUAAUCUUGCUUCAGGGUCGCCGCUACUGUCCCGUGUGCGUAAAGACAGACAUGUCAUUAUAGACUGGAAGCUGCGGCUCAGUUACCUGAUGCGGGCGGAGCAUCUUGUCACUGACAAAUGCGAUUUCGCUCUGAGUGCGGAAGAGUUCUUGGACGAGCAGGUGGCGAUGAUAGUUCCCGCUGGCAGCCCUUAUUUACCUGUUUUCAAUAAAGAGAUAAACCGUAUACAGAAAGCGGGGCUCAUCACCAAGUGGCUGUCAGCGUACCUGCCAAAACGAGACCGAUGCUGGAAAACCUCCUCCAUCAUGCAAGAAGUGGACAACCAUACUGUCAACCUUAGCGAUAUGCAGGGCUCAUUCUUCGUACUGUUUCUCGGGUUUUUCUCGGCAUCAUCUGUUUUGCUGAUGGAGUGGUUCUACCAUAGGAGGAAGAGUCAGAAGGAGGAUGACGCCAUUAAACCUUACGUGGAAUAACGUGAACUCGAAUUUAAGUAUUUUAAUUGACUGUUUCUGUAUAAAUGGAGAUUUUAAUGUGUAUUCAAAUAUAUUUAUUAAUAAAUGAAUGUG